Molecule: messenger RNA, 210 nt
Organism: Pelobates cultripes (western spadefoot toad)
Lineage: Eukaryota; Metazoa; Chordata; Amphibia; Anura; Pelobatidae
Source: the annotation of a GenBank genome assembly
AUGGCGGCGGAAGCCAGGUUGGAGAAAGGGCGGGAAGAUCCUCUCCGCGCUCUUCUCUUCCGGCCUGCACGGAAGUCGCGUCAGCACGCUCGGUGCGUGACGCGGACGCGGCCGGAUCGUCAUAACGCAAGGCGCGUAUGUGACGUCACCGCGCAGGAGAGCGCGGACGUCACAGACCUUGCGUUCCAGCGUGGUUCCUGCAGGAAGUGA